GACGGGAGGUAGGAAGAUCAGUGAGGAGCCUGAUCACUAGUCAAGGAUUUUAUAAAAUAUUUAAUCAUUCAUGAGUUGAGCUUCCUUCUUGAGUCAUGGAUGACAAGGCGUCUGUUGGAAAAAUCAGUGUCUCCUCAGACUCGGUAUCCACUCUUAACAGUGAAGAUUUUGUCUUGGUUUCCAGGCAAGGGGAUGAAACUCCAUCUACCAAUAACGGUAGUGAUGAUGAGAAACCAGGAUUGAAGAUUGUUGGGAAUGGAAGUGAGCAGCAGCUGCAGAAGGAGUUGGAGGACGUGCUGAUGGAUCCACCAGUGGAAGACCAGCCUAGCCUCGGAGAACAUGAAGAAGGAACGCAGCUGGAUGGAGAGGGCGACGGGCCCCUUCCCGGCGACCUGUCCACGUCAUCCACCAUUAACCCGGUGUCAGUGGCGGGUCCUCAGAAACCAGAGAUGAGCCUGCCGGUGAAUCCAGGACAAGGAGAUUCUGAAGAGUUGAGUCCUUUUACCCCAGUCGCCGAUGAGAACAGUGUGGUCUUCAGCAAACUAACUUACUUGGGGUGUGCGUCGGUGAACGCUCCCAGGAGUGAAGUGGAGGCCCUGAGGAUGAUGUCAAUUUUACGAAGCCAGUGCCAGACGUCUCUAGACGUGACCCUGUCGGUGCCGAACGUGUCUGAAGGAACUGUGAGACUCUUGGAUCCUCAGACAAACACGGAAAUAGCAAACUAUCCCAUCUAUAAAAUCCUCUUCUGUGUCCGAGGGCACGAUGGUACCCCUGAGAGCGACUGCUUUGCUUUCACCGAAAGUCAUUAUAACGCAGAGCUCUUCAGGAUUCACGUCUUCCGGUGUGAAAUACAAGAAGCAGUGAGCCGCGUGCUCUACAGCUUUGCCACUGCCUUUCGCCGCUCUGCCAAACAGACGCCUCUGUCCGCCCUCGUCCCACCGCAGACCCCCGACAGUGACACCUUCGCCUUCUCGGUGUCUUUAGAGAUUAAAGAGGAUGACGGGAAAGGUUACUUUAGUGCAGUUCCCAAGGACAAGGAUAGGCAGUGCUUUAAACUCCGCCAGGGAAUUGACAAGAAAAUUGUGAUUUAUGUCCAGCAAACAACUAAUAAAGAACUUGCCAUCGAAAGGUGCUUUGGUCUUCUACUUAGCCCUGGAAAAGAUGUGCGCAAUAGUGACAUGCAUCUCCUAGAUUUGGAAUCUAUGGGCAAAAGUUCAGAUGGAAAAUCCUAUGUAAUAACUGGGAGUUGGAAUCCCAAAUCUCCACACUUCCAAGUUGUAAAUGAAGAAACUCCUAAAGAUAAGGUGCUGUUCAUGACCACAGCUGUUGACUUGGUGAUAACCGAGGUACAAGAACCUGUCCGAUUUCUCCUGGAGACCAAAGUCCGAGUUUGUUCUCCUAAUGAACGAUUAUUCUGGCCCUUUAGCAAGCGUAGUACUACUGAAAACUUCUUUCUGAAACUAAAACAGAUCAAGCAAAAGGACAGGAAGAAUAACACUGACACGCUGUAUGAAGUUGUGUGCUUGGAGAGUGAAUCCGAAAGAGAAAGGAGAAAAACAACAGCAAGUCCUUCAAUUCGCCUGCCCCAGUCUGGAUCUCAGAGUUCAAUGAUACCCUCCCCUCCAGAGGAUGAUGAAGAGGAAGAUAAUGAUGAACCUCUCUUGAGUGGAUCUGGUGAUGUUUCCAAAGAAUGUGCAGAAAAAAUUCUUGAAACAUGGGGAGAACUGCUGUCAAAAUGGCAUCUGAAUUUGAGCGUGAGACCAAAGCAGUUGUCGCCGUUAGUGAGGAGUGGAGUUCCCGAGGCCCUGCGAGGGGAAGUCUGGCAGCUACUAGCAGGAUGCCACAACAAUGACCACCUGGUCGAAAAGUACCGCGUCCUUAUCACAAAGGAGUCACCGCAGGACAGUGCCAUCACCAGGGAUAUCAAUCGUACAUUCCCAGCUCAUGACUAUUUUAAGGACACAGGAGGAGAUGGGCAAGAUUCCUUAUAUAAAAUAUGCAAGGCCUAUUCUGUUUAUGAUGAAGAGAUUGGCUACUGUCAGGGCCAGUCAUUUCUUGCUGCUGUCCUGCUUCUGCAUAUGCCUGAAGAACAGGCGUUUAGUGUUCUGGUCAAAAUCAUGUUUGACUAUGGACUCAGGGAACUUUUCAAGCAAAAUUUUGAAGAUUUGCACUGCAAAUUUUACCAGUUGGAACGCCUCAUGCAGGAAUAUAUUCCUGACCUGUACAACCACUUCCUGGACAUAAGCCUUGAAGCACAUAUGUAUGCCUCCCAGUGGUUUCUUACCCUCUUCACUGCAAAGUUCCCUCUCUACAUGGUCUUCCAUAUCAUUGAUCUGCUGUUAUGCGAGGGAAUAAGUGUCAUUUUUAAUGUUGCCCUUGGAUUAUUAAAGACUUCCAAGGAUGAUCUCCUGGUGACAGACUUCGAAGGAGCUUUGAAGUUCUUCCGAGUUCAGCUUCCUAAGAGAUAUCGCUCAGAGGAAAAUGCCAAAAAGCUAAUGGAAUUAGCUUGCAACAUGAAGAUUAGCCAGAAGAAGUUGAAAAAGUAUGAAAAGGAGUAUCACACGAUGAGAGAGCAGCAGGCUCAGCAAGAGGGCCCCGUAGAACGGUUUGAGCGGGAGAACAGACGCCUACAAGAAGCUAACAUGAGGCUGGAGCAGGAGAAUGAUGAUCUUGCCCAUGAGCUGGUGACCAGUAAGAUCGCCCUACGAAAGGAUCUUGAUAAUGCCGAAGAGAAGGCUGACGCCCUCAAUAAGGAAUUGCUGAUGACCAAGCAGAAGCUGAUUGAUGCGGAAGAAGAGAAGCGGCGGCUGGAAGAUGAGUCGGCCCAGUUGAAAGAGAUGUGCCGGCGGGAACUAGACAAGGCGGAGUCGGAGAUUAAGAAAAACAGCUCCAUCAUUGGGGACUAUAAGCAGAUUUGUUCCCAGUUGAGCGACCGAUUGGAGAAGCAGCAGACAGCUAAUAAAGCUGAAAUUGAGAAAAUACGGCAAAAGGUGGACGACUGUGAGCGCUGCCGGGAGUUCUUCAACAAAGAGGGGCGUGUGAAGGUCAUCAGCUUGGCCAAGGAGGGCUCAGACGAGGACCCAGAUGAGGAGAAGGAGGCAUUGCAAAACCAGCUGCGGGAAAUGGAGCUCGAGCUGGCGCAGACCAAACUGCAGCUGGUCGAAGCGGAAUGUAAAAUACAGGAUCUGGAACAUCAUUUGGGCCUCGCACUGAACGAAGUGCAAGCGGCGAAGAAGACGUGGUUCAACAGAACAAUCAGCUCUAUAAAGACAGUGACUGGCGUCCAGGGGAAAGAGACUUGUUGAGCAAGCGGACGCCUCCCUCCUCCACUCCUCCCAGGAGCUGUCCUCUUCCUCCUCCACCUUUCUUUCCUUCCUCCUCCUCCUCUUAACACACCACCUUUGGUUGCCUUCCUUGGCCAGAUUUUUGACUCUGAGCUCCAUCAGAGGACCAGAAUGCACAUAGAGCAGAAGCCCAGCCACCUGUCCAAAUGUCCAGAGGUCAUGGAUGAAGCGGAUGGAAACACCCAAGGGACAGGCGAGCACUCUAUACUACUGAUGUUUACCAAGUGACAUAGCGGGAUGGGCGUCCUCCAGAGAAACGCUCUGUCUUGGUGGCCACUCGCAGGCCUCCUCUCCAAGUCGUCGGUACGGGAACUUUCCAAACGUGAAGGAUGAGUUCACGUGUAAGGGUCUGAGGAUCUUUUGGUUGGUUGGUUUCUUUCGGGGAGGGGGGUGGUUUGGAUUUUCUUUUUAACCUUUAAGCUGUUUUUUAAUAUUUAAAAAAAGAAAAAAAAAAACGAGACAUCAUCACUAAUCAAGAGAGUGACUGAUGAAAUCUGCUUCAGUGCCAGGAAAGGGUACAGACUCCAGGGAGGACUUGGUUGGAGCCGGGGAGCUGCUUGGCUCUCUGGGGGGUGGUCCGUGGGCUCAGAGGGAGGCCCAGGGGCUUUGGGUGGGUGAGUGGGUGGCUGACGACUCACCGUCACGUCUUUCUGUUUGUCAUUUCUCCCGGCGUUCGUUUCUCCUCUCUGCGGGCUGCAGAGCGGCCUCUCCCGGGCUCGGGUCUCGUGGUUGGUCUCGGCUGGGAGAGCGGGACGAUCUGCACCCCAGGACGGUUUCACUUCCCUUGGGUCAGAUUUUGAUUGUCCCCUUCCCUUGCGCCCC
Tachyglossus aculeatus (Australian echidna) is the source of this 4166-nucleotide messenger RNA. It is a transcript of the gene RABGAP1, whose product is annotated as RAB GTPase activating protein 1. NCBI's taxonomy places the organism in Eukaryota, Metazoa, Chordata, Mammalia, Monotremata, Tachyglossidae. The record is from RefSeq and is a predicted model, not a curated record. The transcript has 26 exons. The coding region runs from base 96 to 3305 and encodes 1069 amino acids.